CCAACAUCUCGCGAAUCAUUAACUGUCUUUAUCUUCUGUGCGACUCUCCCAAUUGUGUGGUAACAUGUCGUCCACCCAAAAGUCCACCAUCCUUCUCGUCCACGGCGCCUGGCAUGGCUCCUGGGUCUGGAAGUACCAAAUCCCUGAGCUGGAGUCCCUCGGAUAUACCACUCAGAAUCUGGAUCUGCCUUCAGUAUCCGGUGUAGCGGGCAAGACACAAUUGGACGAUGCAGCGCAUGUGAGAAGUGUCCUGGAACCACUUUUAGCGGAAGCCAAACAAGUCGUCGUGCUGGCUCAUUCUUAUGGUGGCCCAAUUGGUUGCGGGGCUAUCACCGGACUGUCUGUCGCGGAGCGAGCCAGGAACAAUCUACCAGGUGGAGUUCUGGGAUUCAUCAAUCUCUGCGGGUACAUUUUCCCUGGAGGCAUGGAUCAAGGCGCUGUUAUUCGCAGCUUAGGCGGUCUUCCUUAUGUCAAUUGGGAUACCCCCUCUCCGGGACUCUUUGUCGCCAAAGACCCUAGUAGUCUGCUCUACCGGCCCGAUGUUUCAGACGAGCAGGCACAAUGGUCACUGUCACAGUUGCAGCCACAGAGCAUGGCUGCGAACAUGGGGAUCGUCCCUCCUCAAGCGUGGCAGGAAGAGUCAUACAAAGGUCGCUUGGCGUAUAUCAAGGCAACAGAGGAUGCUGUCAUUCCUCUUUCAGACCAGGAGAGCAUGAUUGUUUCGAGCGGAGGGAGUGAAGCUUGGAGUACGCGUGUCUUGGAGGGAUCUGGGCAUAGUCCACAGAUUUCUCGACCUAGGAAGGUGGCCCAGGCAGUUGACAGUCUAAUUCAAGACUUUCAAACUCGCAAGUGAAGGGGUGGGAGAGUUGAUUAUGAUCUUGGCGUCACAUAUGAG
Molecule: messenger RNA, 895 nt
Organism: Fusarium oxysporum Fo47
Lineage: Eukaryota; Fungi; Ascomycota; Sordariomycetes; Hypocreales; Nectriaceae
Product: Alpha/Beta hydrolase protein
Exons: 1
Coding region: 65-853 (262 amino acids)
Source: RefSeq, a predicted model, not a curated record